This is a messenger RNA of Notothenia coriiceps (black rockcod), 1262 nucleotides long. RefSeq names its product sodium/potassium-transporting ATPase subunit alpha-1-like. NCBI's taxonomy places the organism in Eukaryota, Metazoa, Chordata, Actinopteri, Perciformes, Nototheniidae. Bases 1 to 1095 code for a protein of 364 amino acids. The record is from RefSeq and is a predicted model, not a curated record. Gene Ontology annotation, cellular component: plasma membrane. Gene Ontology annotation, biological process: intracellular potassium ion homeostasis; proton transmembrane transport; intracellular sodium ion homeostasis. Gene Ontology annotation, molecular function: P-type sodium:potassium-exchanging transporter activity. The transcript is spliced from 9 exons.
AUGACCAGUGGCCCCACAUGUUGGGUUCGGACAACCAGAUCACGAGCGACACCACGGGAGCACCAAGAGCGGCCCCUCAUUCGACAGAGCUCCGCCACAUUGGGAGCGGUGGCCCCGCCUAAGAUCGCCGGUCCCUCUGCCAACCCGCCGCUCUCCUGGCAGAGCAGUCCGGCCUGCCCGUCCUCAAGAGCAAGGCGGACACAUCAUGUCGGCUAUGGGCCAUCUCUGGGGUCUGACGUCUCCAAGCAGGCCGCCGACAUGAUCCUGCUGGACGACAACUUUGCCUCCAUCGUCACUGGAGUGGAAGAAGGCCGUUUGAUCUUCGACAACUUGAAGAAGUCCAUCGCCUACACUCUGACCAGUAACAUCCCUGAGAUCUCCCCCUUCCUCCUCUUCAUCUGCGCCAACAUCCCUCUGCCCCUGGGAACCGUCACCAUCCUCUGUAUCGACCUGGGAACUGACAUGGUACCUGCCAUCUCCCUGGCUUAUGAAGAAGCUGAGAGCGACAUCAUGAAGAGACAGCCCAGGAACCCCAAAACAGAUAAACUUGUAAAUGAAAGGCUCAUCAGUAUAGCCUACGGACAGAUUGGUAUGAUGCAGGCCACAGCUGGGUUCUUCACAUACUUUGUGAUCCUGGCUGAAAACGGCUUCCUCCCCAUGGACCUGCUGGGGAUCAGAAUGAAGUGGGACGACAAAAGUAUAAAUGACCUGGAAGACAGCUACGGACAGCAGUGGACAUACGAGCGCAGAAAGAUCAUAGAGUUCACAUGUCACACAGCGUUCUUCGCCAGUAUUGUGGUCGUCCAGUGGGCCGAUCUCAUCAUCUGUAAGACCAGGAGGAACUCCAUCCUGCAACAAGGAAUGAAGAACCGUAUCCUGAUCUUUGGACUGUUCGAGGAGACAGCUCUGGCUGCUUUCCUGUCGUACUGCCCGGGCAUGGACAUUGCCCUCAGAAUGUACCCCCUUAAGCCAUGUUGGUGGUUCUGUGCCUUGCCCUACUCCCUCCUCAUCUUCCUGUAUGAUGAAGGCAGAAGAUAUAUCCUCAGACGCAACCCAGGCGGCGGUGUGGAGCAAGAAAUGGAUUCAUACUACUGAAGCUCCCCAUUCGGAUGAGCCGACAGUCUAGUGGUUUUUCAUCGUUUAUUUACUGCCCAUGUUACAUAUUUCUCUGAGAUGGUUGCUCAGACUCAAAGAACAAAAAGCAAUGGAAGAAUAUUUUAUGUCCUCUGUCGGAUUCACCUCAACAUUUCAGCACCAUUUUA